Molecule: messenger RNA, 2629 nt
Organism: Dendroctonus ponderosae (mountain pine beetle)
Lineage: Eukaryota; Metazoa; Arthropoda; Insecta; Coleoptera; Curculionidae
Product: probable protein phosphatase 2C 21
Exons: 11
Coding region: 142-1929 (595 amino acids)
Biological process (GO): protein dephosphorylation
Molecular function (GO): protein serine/threonine phosphatase activity; cation binding
Source: RefSeq, a predicted model, not a curated record
AAUAUGUCACCUGUCAUUCGGGCGUGCAUUUUUGGAUAUCGCCCCGAACGAUGAGCACAUAAGUCAGAUUUGUACCGGUUUUUCUUUAAUUUUCUCUAGUGCACAUAUAGUGAUCCGAAAAUUUUCAUCAAAAAUUUAAUCAUGGGUUCGUAUUUAUCAGAGCCUGUAGUUGAAAAAGUCUCCAGCGACGGCGCCAACGAUAAACUCGUUUAUGGUGCAAGUUCUAUGCAAGGUUGGCGAGUAAAGCAAGAGGACGCACAUAAUUCUAUCCUCGACUAUGAUGAGAAUAGUACAUUAUUCGCCGUCUACGACGGUCAUGGGGGCCAAGAAGUGGCCCAAUACUGCUCCACUCAUUUACCUGCUUACAUCAAAAACACCGAGGCUUAUAAAAAUGGAGAUAUCGAACAGGCUCUCAUCCAAGGGUUCUUGGGUUUCGAUGCCACAAUGACGACGAAAGCAGUAGUGGAUGUUUUAAAAGAAUUUGCUGGCGACACGGAAGCAGAAGAAGCUGAAGAACAAGAGAAUGUCAAUGACUUAUAUGAAGAAGCCGCCAUGCCCAUAGAACAAGUUAUUGAAAAAUACACAAGCCUCGUCAACCCACUCUUAAAACAUAUGAAAAAAGGAUCUGAAUUGAAUAAAUCUCCUAUGCUCACUGCAAUAGCUCGUACUAGUAGCUCGAGCGAGAGUAGCGAUAUCCCACCACCAAACUUACAAGAAGCAGGCAGUAGUGGCUCUGCAUCAUGCAGCGCCAAUAAAGACAGCUCAGAAACACCAGAAGUUAAUGGGGAAGGUGAAGGAAAGUCUGCAAAAGCAAACGAAGAUACAAAAACACCAACAAAUGGAUCCAUUCCGAACAUAGUGAUUACCUCUCCUGGUUCAGAGGUAAAGGAAACCGAACUAGAAGAUGAUAAAAAUAAAAAAAUUGUGCAAAAUGGUGAUGUCACUGGGGAAAAACACAAUCUGGAGGACCAGAGCCCUCCAGCACCAGUAUGUGCAACAGAUAAAGGUAAGUCCCCAAUGAAAAAAAAGGUAAAAACCCCUGUUAGAAGCUCGCCCCGUAAAAUAAACGGUGUUCAGCUUUACAAAAAACUGUUGGAUUUUGAUGCCAGUGAUGAAGACACAGAAGACGAUUCAACAUUCGUAUCAGAAAACAGCUCAGACGAAGAAGGCGUGAAUGUUUCCGUUGAAGGAGGAUCGGAAGAGGAGAGCAGUGAUGCAGAUGAUGAGGAAGAAGCCGAAGAGGAGGAGGACGAUGACGAAUUGGAUGAUGAUGAGCAAGACUUGGAAUUCGCCAGGAAUAUGAAAGAGGAGCCGGGUUCAGACAGUGGUUGUACAGCAGUAGUGGCAAUUCUAAAAGAACGUGAGCUCUAUGUUGCAAAUGCUGGAGAUUCUAGAUGCAUUGUCUGCAGAAACGGCAAUGCUGUUGAAAUGUCGUUCGAUCACAAACCGGAAGAUGCUCCAGAGAGGCAAAGAAUUAUGAAGGCAGGAGGCAAGGUAACUGGCGAUGGGCGAGUGAAUGGUGGGCUCAAUUUGAGCAGGGCUCUUGGUGAUCAUGCCUAUAAACAAAACGCAUCACUCAGCGAUAAGGAACAAAUGAUCACAGCUUUACCAGACGUUAAGAAGCUGACAAUAAACCCAGCAGAAGACGAAUUUAUGGUGCUGGCCUGCGACGGCAUUUGGAACUUUAUGUCCAGCCAGCAAGUUGUAGACUUUGUCAAGGAGAGAUUAAAGGACAGUUCAGUGAAAAUAUCGAGUAUUUGUGAAGAGAUGUUUGAUCAUUGUUUGGCCCCGAAUACAAUGGGGGACGGUACCGGGUGCGACAACAUGACUGCGAUAAUUGUAAAAUUCAAGCCCAACUUGAAUAAACGAGCAAUCAGCCCGCAACCCGAAGAAAACGAGUCAAAACGGGUAAAGACUGAAGAGAGUUAACGUGCCCAAUCAUAGAUUUAGAGUCGCCUUGUUUUAAAGGAAACAUAUAUUUUUUGUACGAAACAUGUUUGGUUCUAGGGUCAACUAGAGGAGAUCAUUUGGACAAAUUGUAUGGGCAACUUUUUAUGCUAAUUCGUUUGUCAGUUGUAUUGGAGUUUAGUUCAUUAUUUCCCUACUGAGAGUUCACGUUCAAUAAAAAUUCGUAUAUUAUAUAUUUUUUAAUUUUCGAAUUACUUAUUUGACCACCUAAAUAUUUUUGUCAAUAAUGUAAUGUUUUACUUAGUUGUCUCAAUAAUACGCUGGAUUACUGUCUAUAAUUUUAUUUUUGAGUUGAUUGUUUCAUAAAUUAAUGUAAAAUUUUUAUGUUUGUAGGACACAGUUUGAUAUUUAUUUAGAUAAUUUAAUAUGCCAGGUGCUUGUUUAAGAGAUGCGAUAUUUUGUUAUACAUCUGUCGAGUUUUGAAGAUCAUUCUGUAAUCAUGGUGAAUGCCUUUUAUCGUGUCCCACUACAAACAAUAGAUUUUGUUCAUUACAGUCACAGUCUACCAAUUUACCAUUAGAAUAAACAUCAUUUUAAGUUUUACGGCUGUUUCCAGAAAUAGGUUAGUUGUACAGAAUAACUUUCUAAAUACGAGUGGCUUAACCAUUGUAUUAUUUGUUGUACACACCCGUAAAUAAAUUGUUUAGUAGGUUUCUAAUAA